Messenger RNA from Iphiclides podalirius (scarce swallowtail), 1614 nucleotides. The record is from the annotation of a GenBank genome assembly. Lineage: Eukaryota; Metazoa; Arthropoda; Insecta; Lepidoptera; Papilionidae.
AUGCAGACGAGGGUUCGAGCCGGCGAGCUGUGGCCGAUGGAGAGGCCAGAGGGCAUGCCCGUCAUCCAGUCGUUAGAAGUCAUGUGCGGCAAGGAUCACAUGGACGUGCACCUUACGUUCUCCCAUCCCUUCGAGGGCAUCGUGUCAUCCAAAGGGCAGCAUGGCGAUCCUCGGUGUGUUUACGUGCCACCAGCCACCGGGCAAACGUAUUUCUCAUUUAGGAUUGCGUACGCGAAAUGUGGCACCAAGCCGGACCUUCACGGACAGUUCUACGAGAACACAGUGGUGGUGCAAUACGACAAGGAUCUGCUGGAGGUGUGGGACGAGGCGAAAAGACUGCGCUGCGAAUGGUUCAAUGACUACGAAAAGACCGCGUCGAAGCCGCCUAUGGUCAUCGCCGAUCUGGACGUAGUACAACUGGAUUUUAGGGGUGACAACGUUGAUUGCUGGAUGGAAAUACAAGCUGGGAAAGGGCCAUGGGCACCACCCGUGUCUGGGAUUGUACCCCUUGGCUCCACAUUAACUCUCGUGGUUGCCAUCAACGACUAUCGAGGCGAGUUCGACAUGCGCGUGAAGUCAUGCGCCGCCUCAGACGGAUCUGGACACGUUAUUCAACUAUCCGAUGAAUACGGAUGCGUUUUACGGCCGAAGAUGAUCUCCAGGUUUCUCAAAGCAAAGGCGGCGGAUGAACGAGCUACGGUCAUAACUUACGCUUUCUUCCACGCCUUCAAAUUCCCCGACGCGCUAAGCGUUCACAUCAGAUGUAAAGUCGAGAUUUGUAGGCAUGGAUGCCUUGAUCAUUGCCAACUUGCUGGUGUAACACCACAACGACACGGUGCCUUGGAUAGGAAAGAUGACCGCACUCACCAGGACCACAACGAGAUAAGUGACUCAUCAGCGGAGGGGUCGGAUACGAGUCUGGCAGAAGAGUAUCAACGUCUUCCUCUGGAAGAAGCAUUUGGUGAUGAAGUCUCGGGUGACGUCGUUCCGGCACCAGCUCCUUUGCCUCAGCGGGCACCAGCUCCCGUCAUGGAACCUGGAUCUGAUCAAAUCUCAUCACUUGAAGAAGCUUUUGAAUCUUUGAGCAGAACACCAUUUACCGAUCGGACGCCUGAACACGAACGUUUCCCUCACGGCCCAAGAAACCUUGCCUCCGGCAUCAAAAACGACCAUGACGGAGGGGCAAUGGCUUCCAGCAAAGGCCGUAGUCCGGCCGUCGCCGGUCCCAGAUCUUUGAGAAAACGCCGCACGGUGCGCGACGCAAGGUCUGCGGACGUUGGCGUUUCCGGCAUUUACGAGGUGGUCUCCGAAGCCGAUUUGGCGUUCGGACCUUCUAGAGAGCCCGUCACAGUAUUCAGCGGGAGAAUUCGAGAAGAGGUCGUGUACGGCGUGUGCAUGGGUGCUGUGAGCUUCGGAGCGCUUUUUGCGUCAGCUGCUGGUGCGGCGGCUGGAGCGGCCCUCGCCGCCGCAGUAAUGCUUCAUCGGCUCCGCUCAAGAAUGUCCUCCGAGCCCCCCGUGCCGGUAUCACCGGCCACCGCCUCUCAUUCCCUCGCGGCGUGGAUGGCGCUAAGGCUACUGGGCUCUCCACCCCAUCCACACCACUCCCACGAAGGC